Molecule: messenger RNA, 4102 nt
Organism: Dermatophagoides pteronyssinus (European house dust mite)
Lineage: Eukaryota; Metazoa; Arthropoda; Arachnida; Sarcoptiformes; Pyroglyphidae
Source: RefSeq, a predicted model, not a curated record
UCCUCAAUCAAUAAUCAAUCGAUAAUCAAAUCUGCCAUAUUUAUUUUUUCAGCCAAUCGAUCAUCAAUUAAAUCAAUCAAUAGUGUGUGUGUGUGUGAUGAUACAAAAACAGCAAAGAUGAUUAGGAAAACGUAUCGAAAUAUAAUUCGUACAAAAUGUCGGCCAACAUCAAUCCAUUUCAAUGCUGCAUUAAUUAUUCUGGUCACAAUCAUUAUCAAUCUAGUCGUUAUUGUUAGUGGUCAAAUAUCCACUGAUUCUGUUGUUGUUGUUAAUGAUAAUCAAAAUUUUCAUCAUCAUCAAAAUAUUCCAAAAGAUAAUAGGCCACGUUUUCCAAAUGGUACAAUAUUUCAAUUUGGUGGUAACAGUAACAGUAGAGGUCAAAAUAGCCAAAAUGUUUUAACAUUUCCAUCAUCAUCGUCAUCAAAUGUGAUCCAUAAUAAUAAUAAUCGUUUUAAAACCAGACCAAUAACUGGUUCAGUCAUAAAUGUUCAUAGCGAUCGUAUCAAUGUUAAUGAUGAUAAUAAUAAUGGUAACGAUCGAAGUUUUGGUGAAGAAAAUCAACCAUCAACGAUAAGAAUACAGGAUCAUCAACAUGGUGGUCAACAUCAUCCACUUCAUAAUCAAAUUGAUCAUAUUGAUCAUCGAAAUCCAUCGAUUAUCCAUCAUCCAAAUCAUCAACGACCACAAAAUAUUCAUUAUGAAGUUAGUUCGGGCCAGGAUCAUCAAAAUCAUCAACAACCGAUAAUCAGUCAUUAUAAUCGAUCAGCAUUAGGUGAUGAUGAUCAUCGUCGUCGUUUAAUUACAUCAGCACAUCAAGGAAGUCGUACAGAUUUAGAAAGUUAUCAUCGUGCUGCUAUUAUCAAUCCAGAUGAUACAGUUAUUGGUGGUUCAAAUAUUGGUCAUCAUUAUCAUGGUACUAUUGUUGAUGUAACUGAUAAUUUUGCUCGUGGUAAUCAACCUGGUGGUGGUGGUGUAUCAUCACAUCCAAAUUAUCAUCAUUCGGGAUUAGAUUCACCAAAUCGAACACAAAUUCAUCAUCAUCAUCAUCAUCAUUCAUCGGCUAUAUCGACUUAUCCCUCAAAUGUACGUCAAAAUAGUACAACACAACAACUAAAUCAACAUUCGAAUUAUCAACAACAAGUUAACCCGAUCAAUCAAACGACUACUUCUGCUGCCAUCAAUCAUCAUUCGGGUUCGAAUAUUCAUUUUCCAAUCGGAAGAUUGAAUAAUCAAACACAAGCUGGUGGUGGUGGUGGUCAAUCCAUCAAUGGACAACGAUUAAGAACUUUCAACAACAACAACGGUAAUCGAACAUCAGCAGCAACAGUAUCAUCACAACAACAACAACCCGGAACAGCAUUUAUAUCAUUAAAUUCAUUGGAUAAUAAUGUUAAUAUAGUCGAUAAUGAUGUUGAAGCAAUUAAUAAAGCUAGAAUUUAUGCUGAACAAGCAAAUGAAGAACAAGCGAAAAAACAAGCACAAAAUGUUGUUCGUUUAGCAGCAACUGAUCAAUUAGAAUCAGAAAUUAUUACUAAUCGUACAAGAGCAUAUUUAUCAUGCGAAAGCGGUGAAAUGAUUGUAAAAAUAAAUUUUACUGAACCAUUUCGUGGUAUUGGUUAUGCUGAUUAUGAUCGUUCAAGUCCAUGUAAAUUUUAUGGUGAUGGUGGCCGUUAUUAUGAAAUGCGUUUACCAUUAAAAGGUUGCGGUACUAAACAGGAAGCACCAAGAAUAUUCAUCAACAAUAUUAUACUUAGAUUUCAUCGUGCAUUAGAAUUGGAAGAAGAUGAAAUAAAAACAAUUGUUUGUCGUUAUCCACCACCAUUAGCACCACCACCACCAUUGAUUGCUGCACCAAUAUUAGAACAACCACCACCAAUGAUACCAUUCAUACCGGCAAAAUUAUCCGAAAUUGAAUUAUUAUUAAUCGUUUCGGCAUUAUUAUUUUUAACAUUAUUAUUAUUAGGUAUUGGUAUCGGUUAUUAUUGUUUAAAGAAAAGAAAAGUAAAAGUUAUUCGAAAAUUUGUUCCACCGGCUGAAAUUCCAUAUUUUCCACCAUCAUCAUCAGAGGAACAUUCUAUUAUAUCGGAAGGUUCAAUCAUACAUCAUGAUGAUUAUCAAUUUCAAAACCUUGGAUAUAUUCCGGAAGCUAAACUUUCCUAUAUGGAUGAUAUAUUUUAUCAGGAUAAAGAUUUUAUCGAAAACGAUGUUGUUCAAACACAGCAAAAUUUAAUGGUUCCAACAAUGCCAAUAUUCGAUACCCGGAAAUUUGAUGAUCAUUUCAUUAUGCAUGGUUCGGAAACUGAUAUCGAUACUGAUUAUGAAGUUGAUCGUUUAAUCGUACCGAAAAAACCACGUAUAACUAAAUUAAUAACGGAAAAAUAUUUCGUAACACCGAAAACAACAACCGAAAUUGUUGAUGAAAUAAUAACACAUCGUGUUAUUGUACCACCGAAAAAAACAUUAUUAACAAAAUAUCUGGAUGAUACAAUGAUUACACCACAAAUUGAUAAUGAAAUUGAUGAAACAAUUACAAAUCAAAGACGUUUUGGUCCUGCAAAACCAUCAUUGCAAUCCGAAAAAAUUGAUGAUACUUAUGUACAUUCAGCCGAGGAAUUGGAUAUUAUUGAUGAUAUUGAACAACAUCGUAUACGAGGACCAACAAAACAGCCACAAUUAACCACCACUGAUCAAGAUGAUUAUUUUCAUUCAGAUAUUUAUGAAAUUGAUGAAGUUAUUGAUAAUUUAGAUGAAACAAUUAUCAAUGCGACAAGACCAUUAACGCAAUCAACGGUUGAUGAUGAUUAUAUAACACAUUCAAGAGAUUUAGAUGAAUUUUUGGAUAAUACUGUUCAUCGUCGUCGUUUAGUACCAAAACCAUCAACGGAACCACCAAAAAUUAUGGUUAAAAAUAUUGAUGAUUUUUAUAUAACCAAUAUUACUGAAACAGAAACAAAUGAACAAAUUACAAAAAUCGGUCGUUCAAUGCCAAAUUUAACAUUGGAAAUUGAUUAUGAAGAACAAGAACAAGAAGAAUAUGAUGAACAACAAGAAAGAUUGAUUGAAGAAGAAGAACAAACAACUAAAUCACGUUUAACUGGAUUUGAUGUUCGUUUACGUUCGAUACCAAGAAAGCCAUUACCACAACAUACGACAACAACAUCGACAUCGAUAUCCGAAACAACAACAACAACAAAAAUUGAUGAAAUAAUUCGCGUAUUGAAUAAUCCACCACGUGAUCAAAUACCAAAUAUUGAUGAAUAUUUUAUGCUACCAACUAGGAAUCGUUUUCGACAAAUUAUUUUAACUGAUGAAAUAUUUCGUACAUUGAUUUGUGAAUCAACAACAAUCGAUGAAUAUGUUGAACGUAUUGAAAAACAUCCUAGUUAUGGUCCAUUGUUUGAACCACCAACAUGGGAAAUAAUUUUCCGUUUAUUAUCAUUGCCUGAAGUGAAUCAAAGAAGGCCACCACCAACAACAAGAUAUUCUGAUACAUAUAGAUCGGGAUUUUCAGCACAAGAAGUACGUUCAGUUACAGAAGAAGAUGUUACAUUUUCACGUAAUCGUAUUAGUAGUGGACAUUAUGUUCCAUUACCUGAUUAUCCUAUGGAUGAUGAUAAUGAUCAACAGCAACCAUCAUUGGGUAAUCGUUGGUUACCCGAUCCAAAACGUUAUGAAUGUUAUUCACCGGAUUUUACACCAAUAAAACCUGCAUUCAAAACAAUACAUCGAUAUGGUAGUGGUCGUCGAUCAAAACCAUCGGGUACAAUAUCACCAACAUCACCAACAUCAACAUCAGUAUUUGGAACAAGACGAUUAGAAAAUCCAUAUACAACCACAACAAAUUCAUCCAUAAAACCACGUCUUUAUGAUUAUGAUUUUCGUCCAUAUUCACCGGAUUUAGAUGCAUUAAGUUUAGAACCAUCACAAUCAUAUUUAGCAUAUAGUGGAUCAAUACGACGACGUAAUCAAAUUCAAUCGAUUGAAGAACGUGAAGAAAUUAAAUCAACAACCGAAACAAAUGUUUAUGAUUGGAAACGUUAUGGUUGAAACACAAAACCAAAACAAAACAAACAAAACGACAAAAUUUUGCUUUGAAACUUUC